UUGACAAGUUUUUAAUUAUAAUCUGUGCAGUGAUGUGAUGCUGUUAUCGUUCGUUUCGGUGGCAAAUAAAAAUUGUUAUUUUUAAGUAAUAUUUUCUCGUAAUAUGUCUAAGAACUAAGUGUUAAUAAUAUACUUGUUAUCUAUAAAUAUUGUACAUAAUGGAUGAAAAAGAAGAGUUGCAUCUAACCUCUCAAGAAUUACAAGUUUUAUCAGAACUUGACAGUCGGCAAUUUGGAUUUCUGAAGCUGCGUGGUAGUGAGCAUGUCAGAACACGGGCUUUGGUACUCAAGGCAGUCAAAUAUUUGGAAGGAAUGUUGGUACAAGUUAAGGAAGAGGAAAGAGCUUGUUCACCGGGCGCUAGAAGAGACAUCUGUAUUGAUCCAAAAACAUACUGUAAAUUGGGACAUUUUCAUUUACUAUUAGAAGACUAUGCAAAAGCAAUGUCAGCAUAUCAGAAGUUCUAUGCUUUGGAGCCAGAUAACUGGAAGGAUCCAUUGUUCCUCUAUGGCCUAGGACUCUGCUACUACCAUUACAAUGCUUUCGAAUGGGCAACGCGGGCGCUGCAGAUGGCGCUGUACGUGUCGCCGGGGUUCUCGCGCGCGGCGGACGCGCACCUGCGGCUGGCCCUCAUGUUCAAGGCUCGCCGGCACUGGGCCGCGGCCGCCGCGCACUUCCGUCGCGCGCGCCUCGCCCCUCACCAGGACGCUACCUUCACCCGCCUCGAGCUCAGCUUCCACGCCGCUCACCUCCUUGAAGCUAGAGGACUGCGCAAAGCCGCCAGAGACGCCUAUGAACGCCUUCUCAAGGAACCACAACUCUCUUCCUCGUUGAAAGCAGACGUUUGCAGGCAGUUAGGUUGGCUUUAUCAUCGGUGCGUAUCAUUGGGCGAGGCGCCGGCGCGCGCGCGUGCCGCCGUGUGGUGCUUGCAGCGCGCGGUGGCCGCAGAGCCGGACUCCGGUGCUGGUCUCUACCUACUGGGGCGGUGCUUUGCCGCGCAGGGCAAAGUGCACGACGCCUUCAUCGCGUACAGGAACUCGGUCGAGAAGUCCGAAGGGAAUGCCGAUACAUGGUGCUCUAUAGGAGUGCUGUAUCAGCAACAGAAUCAGCCGAUGGAUGCUCUGCAAGCGUACAUUUGCGCGGUGCAGCUGGACAAGGGGCACUCGGCUGCGUGGACGAAUCUCGGCAGCUUGUACGAAAGUUGCCAGAUGGCGCGCGAUGCUUUCGCGUGCUAUAGCAACGGCGGGCCGGCCGCGGUGGGCGCGCACGCGCCGCUGCGGCAGCGCCUCGCCUUCCUGCGCGCACACCUCGCCCACGCGCCCAUGCCCUCCGUCACUGGCAAACGACGUCAGUUGCCGUCUAUAGAGGAGGCGUGGAAUCUGCCGAUAUCAGCGGAAAUGUCCUCCCGCGCGCCGAAGUCCGCGCCGCCGCCCUACCCCGGCAAGAGGGCUGAGGACGCGCCGCCCCUCACGCACCAGCAGCUGCAGACGCUGCAGUACCUGCAGAGGAACUCUCACAACCUCUCCCCGCAGCAACAAGCGCUGAUGCAACAAUUACUAUCGCAGUACCGACUGGCACAGGCGGCGAGAGCGCGUGCGGUAACGAAGACUGAAAGUAGUGCUGGUAGCGGCGGCGAGAGCGCGGAGUCUCUCGCUGAGGAUCUGCUCAAGAAGUUCUCUGACCCACAGACUGAUAUCAAGAAAGAACCUGCCACAACAGAGAGCAGCGCCGGGGGCGGGGGCGGGGGCGGCGCGAUGAUAACAGGGGGCGGGGUACAGCGUUCUGGAGGCGGGGUAAAGUGCUCAGAAGACGGGGAAGUGUUCAGGGGGGGAGCAUUCAGAGGAAAGGGUAAAGUACCGAAACGGAGUAUAGCGCUUUUAGUCGGCGAGGUACAGUGUGCUGUGGGCGGGGUACAGUGCCUGGGGGCGGGGUACAGCGCUCAGGGGGCGGGUACAGUGCUCAAAGCGGUUUGUAGCAUUUUGGGGGUGGGGUACAGCGUUCAGAGGGCGGGGUGCAGUGCUUAA
Molecule: messenger RNA, 2021 nt
Organism: Papilio polytes (common Mormon)
Lineage: Eukaryota; Metazoa; Arthropoda; Insecta; Lepidoptera; Papilionidae
Gene: Utx
Product: lysine-specific demethylase 6A
Exons: 12
Coding region: 159-2021 (620 amino acids)
Biological process (GO): regulation of gene expression
Cellular component (GO): MLL3/4 complex
Molecular function (GO): RNA polymerase II cis-regulatory region sequence-specific DNA binding; chromatin DNA binding; histone H3K27me2/H3K27me3 demethylase activity
Source: RefSeq, a predicted model, not a curated record